AUGAACCACGCGGGGGCCGUGUCAGCAGACGACAUCAGAAUCGUCAUGAACACCGCAGACAGCUCGAUCCUGCACUUCCUGUACGUGGAGCGUCGAACAGCGACACCUGUCCAGAAGCGAUUCCUCGUCUUGGUCGCAGCGGCUCACGUCUUUCUGUACGUCGUCCUGCGAGAGAUCCCGACUACCGGGCACAUGAUCCGGCUCUUGGUGGCGCGCAUGCGGGCCGCGCUGGACGACGCAGACUCCAUCGCACUCAUCUGGGUCUCCCACGACGCCGCCCUGCUCUGGAUCCUCUUCGUCGGUAUCGUCGGGUCCGGAACAACAGAGGACCGCCAGUGGUUCGCUUCGAGAUUGCACAAGCUUCUGGACAGAGCCGGCGACGUGUUGCCCCCAGAGCGAUGUAACCGCGAAACCUUACAGCAGAUGCUCGCGGGAUUUCUUUGGCGGGACGAGCGAUGUCUGCCGGUCCUGGAGGAAAUCUGGGGGAGUCACACGCAGCAACAGAGUACCCAUACCUAUUCGGCGGUCAAAUAA
This is a messenger RNA of Colletotrichum chrysophilum, 534 nucleotides long. RefSeq lists its product as uncharacterized. The record is from RefSeq and is a predicted model, not a curated record. Bases 1 to 534 code for a protein of 177 amino acids. The transcript is spliced from 2 exons. NCBI's taxonomy places the organism in Eukaryota, Fungi, Ascomycota, Sordariomycetes, Glomerellales, Glomerellaceae.